GUGCGAAUAAUUAAGAUGCCGCUUUACAAUCGGAAACCAUUUCAGCCAACUACUGUGACUGAGAUAAACCCUAAAGCACAAUAUUUUUAUUUGAAUAUAACAGGAGAAGUAUUUCAAGACUAUGAGUCUUAUCUUGAAAGGUUACUCACUUGCAAAAGUCGUAACUGGACUUGUUCCAUAACUGGGAAGAGUGGUCUCACUUUUCAAGAAGCUCUUGCUUCAGAAAAAGAAACUUCCUGGAAAGUAAGUCAAGAAUUUAAGGAUGAUAUCUACUUGGAACCUCUUUGUCGGUUGAUUCACUUGUCUUAUCUCCGUUUGGAGCAGCUAGUAGAUGCUGCCUAUGUUCGAUUCAAAAAAUAUUACUGUGUAGGGGAAAGGUUAAUUUACAACGGUAAAGAAUGGCAAGUAACCAAUAUACUAUCUAAUACUGGAAAGCCUUUUAAAGAAAAGAGAGCGGAGGAGUUUAUACAACUUUCGUCCUUUCAGUUGACUUACCAACUAAAGGACUUGGAGCAUAACGAAAUAACUGAAAUAUCCUCCUCUGAGCUGGUAAAAAAGAACAAAUCGCCUGUUUCUAAAGUGACACUAAAGUUUAAAAUUCGAGAAAUUUCAUCUCGAGAACAGCAAAAAGAAGCUCCAUUAUUGGUCAAACCUGAACUUGCUGAUAAGUUUGGUCUCAUUUGGUUUGAUCCUACAAUUCAAGUAUCGAUACUCAACUGCCAAGACAACGAUGGGAAAGGCAAUCUAUCUUAUCAUGAACUCGUUGGCAAUGGUACUUCUCUUUGUAAUUGUCGAACGACGGAUAGAUGGAUUCAUUUGAUGGAAGAAGUAAUUAGGUCUCAAGAUGAAUGUUUGUGGCCGGAACCUAUCUUUUCUUCGAAGAUUCCAUCUCACGUUUAUGGAGACGUAGUUUAUGUUUGGGAAGUGGCUCAUGUAUUUGGCGAUCAACUUGGUCUUGUACCUUUUUCUCUGUUUGAUUUGGAGAAGGCCUUAUGUUACCAUGAUAGAAAUGCUCUUCUUGACUGUUUGUUUCAUCAAUUGGUUAUUUUAUCUUUAGAAAAUCAUGAAGAUGUUCCAGAAAGUUCUGGUUCACGUAUGAAGAGUGAUGCUGAACGAAAGUCGGGAUGGGAAAAUGUAUUAGUUCGAAUUGUUCGUUUUGAGUUGCAAAAUAUUUCAGGUGGUGAAGAUUAUCUUCAUCAUAUUGCACAAACGAAUCUUGGACACAAGGGAGAAGUAGACUCUAUGAAUCAUAUGGAGUAUUUGUUGAGUCGUUGGAUUGAGGACAAAGGAUAUCAAAAUUUGAAUGCAUCAGAACGUCUUGUAUUUUUAAGAAUGUUAUGUGACAUUGCUUUAGGAGCAGAGCCUAUACGUAAAUUAGUUGAAAGUGAAUUGGAAGAAAUGCAGGAUAAGAGGAAGAGGAAGAGAAUGGAGAUUAUAGAAGAGAGACAGAGUUUAGAAAGGGAAAUGGAAAAAGCCAAACAAACUUUAGAUAAGUAUAGAAAGUCUCAUGGAAUGAAAGAGAAUGGCAAUAUGUGUUCUAAUCAUGAAGAACUUUUUGGUCCUUUUAAGGAUUCUCAUAUUCUCGAUGAUUCCAUUGACAAUGUAAAUACGAAUGAUAAUGAAGAGAACAACAAGUUAUCAGCUAUUAGAACGAGGACACUGAGUAAGAGACAAAAGACUUUAAGAGAAGAAAAGCUUCGGCAAGAACGACGAGAGAAAGAGAGUGAGGCAAGAAAUGAAGAACGAAAACUUGUAGAAAAGAUUGCCUUAUUAGAAAAGAAAUAUCGAGCUUCUAGUGAGAGUUUAGGAAAACAGUUGGGUCGUUCAGUUCGUUCGCCAUUUCUAAGGUGGCAUCCGUUAGGAGUGGAUCGUUGUCUUCGAAGGUAUUGGUUACUGGAACAAGAAGGUAUUUUAUUUGUUGAAGUUCCUGAAAUGCGAUACGGAAUUAGUCACUGGGGUUUUUAUAAUUCUCGCAAACAGUUGCGUUUAUUAUAUGAAUAUUUGAAUGAAAGAGUAAGUGGAGAGGCACUUUUGAAGAAGCAUUUGGACCGUCGAUUUUCGAAUAUCGUUCAUAUGAUGAAACGAAGAGAAGCGAUGAAAGAGUCAAUGUAUCAAUCGAAAAGACUUCGUUCACGCCAAGACGACUUGGAGCAGUUUCUAUGUUAUCCCAACGUUUUAAGAAAGUAAAGGAAUGAAUUUUAUAUUUAUCUAUUGGACACAAUGAAUAGCAGCUCAUUACACUUUUCCAUGUUGAGUUUUAGUGUGCCCCUGCAUCGAGUGAUUCACAAGUCUCCUUGUUUUCAUACAAAACAGUUCAAAGGAACUCACUUCUUUGAGAAAGUGAGAAUUGUUCGUAGUUAUCCUUUCCAUUUGGUGGUUUUGAUG
Messenger RNA from Galdieria sulphuraria, 2385 nucleotides. RefSeq lists its product as uncharacterized. Bases 16 to 2187 code for a protein of 723 amino acids. The record is from RefSeq and is a predicted model, not a curated record. Lineage: Eukaryota; Rhodophyta; Bangiophyceae; Galdieriales; Galdieriaceae. The transcript has a single exon.